UAUACAUUUAAUGUUAUGGUACAACUUUGAGUUGUACAUUAAAGCAUCAAUGUUAUAUAGCAUAGUAGAAGUGCUCAUCUUCUGAUAAAAAAAAACUUAUAAUGUGAUUAUAUUCUAAACUCACAAAGAAAGAAUUGAACAAAAGAGUUGGUCCUAUUUUUAAUCGAGAUUGCGAAACCAUAUUUUACGCUGAAUCGUUGUUUAACCGGGGUUCAAUCGUUUUAUAUCUCUAAAUCCGUCUACCAAUUUAAAUUUGAUAAUAAAUUUGUUCGAUCGGACCACCAGUACAGUACGAUUUCACAAACUAUAAUUGGUUUGCAAGUGGAUUGUGAUCAUGCCUGGUGUUGACAUUUGCUAUCUUCAUUCUUUGAAAGUGAAGUUUGCUAGUUAUUGGAUCCCCAUUUCGUCAUCCUUUCCUUUCAAUUUAUUUUAAAGUUGCUAUUAUGUUUUACAUAUAAAAAUGACACAUUUAAAUAAGGAUAGGGUGUACUUUUGAUUUUGGGUGUAUGUGAUACACCUGCUUUCACAAUUGUUAUUUUGUUCACUCAAUUUGUCUCGUAAAGAUAUAAAUUAUAAUUUCCAGUUGUAUAACAAUAAACAAGAAAUUUGGUGAAUUUACAUGGAUUGUCAUUCGCUAGUAUUUUAAAGAUUUCUGAAACUUGCUCGGUGCAACUUCAACAAUUCAUCUAAUGCUUUUUACGAGAUGAAUUCUCAUGAGUAAAAAUGAAUGAAUAAGUUGUCAUCGACUAAGAAACAGAAGCGGUUGAUAGAAUUACAUGCUAUUUUUUGUUGGGACUAUGUGAUAAAAUUUAUUAAUGAAAUUACGUGAAAAAAUAGAUUACACGCAUGAAUAUAUAAAUAAAUUUGUAUAUUAGUUCCUUAAUAAGUAAGAUUGUGCAAUGAUGGAUUUAUAAAACUGAGUUGUCUCAUUUAUUUUCCUAGACAGUGUGAGUAACAAAAAACACGGUUUUUUCUUAAGAACUUAGCAUUAUUUUUAAUAUAGGUGUCUUGCAUGUAGGGUUGUUAAUGAACCAACCCGCUCAUGAAUGAUUUGGUGUUCGAUUCAAAAAAAACUUGUUCGACAUUCGGCUCGUCUUUAAACGAGCAACCUCGCGAACACAAGCUCGUCUGUAAACGAGUCGAGCUCGAGUCAUGACAUGUUUAGUUUGAUAGGCUCGCGAACAAGCUCGAAAGCCUUAGUUUUUGUCGCUGGUGUCUUGUGAGCUGAAUUUGAGCUCGAGUUUGAGCUACAAUCGACAUUUUAUCAUAUGAACUCAAUCUUUACUCGUUAAACUCAUUUGGAAAGCUUACCCGAGCUUCUAUUUUUGUAAACAAGCCGAACUCGAACUUGCCUAUUAAAGCUCGUGUCGAACUCGAACCGAGAUCAAGAUUAUUUAAUCAAACUGAACCCGAAAUAUGGCAAACCUCGACUUCGAUCAUUCACAAUCCUACUGAUAUGACAUUAUUAUAAUAUUUUGACUUUUGUUUUUAGGACUCGUUAUUAUAAUUUGAGGCUUAUCAUAAAACCACGCCCACUUUGCCUUCGGCGUGGUAUUUUUUACUUGGCCCUAAUCAAAACUAUACCAUCCACCAACCCCUUCAGUGCCGUUCACAGCCAUGUAAAUAGAGAGCCAUUCUAAUUCAUUAAAUAAAAAGAACAUUGCUGAUAAUUAAUUUCCCAAUUCAAUACCUAUCAAGUCUUUUAAUUUUUAUUUAUUGUUCCAGGCAAUAGCAGUGUCAAUCACAGAACAACCGUUCAAAUCAUUGUUGAUACGCCAUUCAAGUACGUAGUAUACUAGCUUUUUACCCGGUCCGUUGGCCGGAGAGAUUUAUUUUAUAUUUUAUAUGUUUAAAUCAUUUUGGAUCUUCUAAAUAUUUUGUAACAGAGUUUGUAGUAUGUCUAUAUUGAAAUUUCCAAUAUUUAGCACACUCACUUGUGGUGCUUCGGUUUUCGAAUCAUAAAUUAUGCCGCUGUCACGUCCCAUUUAGAACUUAUGUCAAAAUUCGUCAACCAAAACACUAAUAUUUAGCGUACGCCAACCUAAACCACACACACAUAUAUAUAGUUCAAGCUAGCGUGCGCCAGGAGUAUGUUAUACUCUUGCGUUCAUACUACCAUACGACCAUUGAGUUUUACUAUUUAGACCCGAAUUAACCGGAUUUUUUUGGGGCAUUAUACUAUACCCUAACCUCUAAUAGGUGAACUCUAGUCCCUAAUUCUGUAACCUCUAAUUUAUGCACAUACUUCGUAAUACGUAUCUUCUAUCGUAUCUUGAGUUAAAUAAAAAGCAUAGUAUACCUUGAUAUUACAUAUACAUGUAUAUAUAUAUAUAUGUAUGUGUAUGUAUAUUACACUCAAAAUUAUCUAGAGAUCUCGCUUUUACCCCCAUAACGCCAUAGAACCAUUGGGGUUGUCUAUUGUUCGAUAUAUAAUAUAAAAAAGGUAGGGAUGACGGGAUCAUAGCUCGAUAUGGUUUUAUUAUGUUCAUCUUAUCAGAGGUUAUGUUCUUUGUUGUUUUUUUUUUUGGCAUCUUUUUCAUUCUACUUUAGCACCUAUGGUUGUGAUCAGAAGUAUUUAGCCCUCGAAAGGGAUUGGGAUUUUAGGUCCUUUGGAAAUCCAAUACACAUUCAUGAUCCUCGAGUUUGGACGAACUCUCGACCAAUGUUGUAAAAAUUACGACUUUUUAGUGAGAAAUUCUUAGUAAAGAUACUUCAUUAUUGGAUUUAUUCAUCCAUAUUGAAACUUGACACACACUGUAGCCCUCAUGAUGACUAAAUUCUCUAAUCUCGACUCAUUUCCAUUUUGGAUGUUUGUUUUUUUUAUCCAGACACUUAAAUUUAGUAUAUUAUAUAAUAUGUAUCCAUUGUUAAUUUUUGAAGUUUAUACUAAACCUCAACCGGUGGUCAUUGUUUAUAUGUUGACUUAGAAUCUCAAUCUAAGGCACUCACACACACUAUCGAGGAUUUUUGGUCUUAACAUGGUCGUUGAAUGUGUAAUUUUCAAAGAUUUUAUCGCUUAUAUAUUAAUAAUUGAUAAAGAGUGUCUUCAAUACACAUAUUUUAAGUGCAUUUAAAUUGUCUUAUCAUUUGAACAAUAUCAGUGUAUUUCAUUUGAUUAUUUGCAUUAACAUAUAUUAAUUCAUUUUUCUCGAGUCUAGACGAACUGAAAACCAAUUUUGAGAAUUGAGAUUAUUGGAUAAAGAUACUUGAUUGUUGGAUAAAUAUGUUUAUCCCAAUUGACGAUCUUACUAAAAAUUGCCAACCUUUAUUUGGUAAAUGCCUAUGUUAGUAGUUGAUGAAACAUGAUGUUUAUCAUAGAUUCUGAACAAAGAUUUUUCUAACCUUCACAUCUAUUAUUUUUCAAGGAAUCUUGUGUCUCAUCCUAGGGUAUGAAGUCAAAGUUCGUCAACAAUCAUACUUAAGUCAUUUUGAAAAUUUUGAUUUAUAAUCGUCGAAGAUAACUCCAAGUCUGAAAGAAAAUUUCUUAGCAUACGACUUAGAACCUCAAUAGAGCUUGCUCAAUCAACAUGAUAUAGAGCAAAUAUUAUUAAUGUGAACUUAGGUCACAUUAUCAAAUUAUUGCACAUGCGAUUCCUCUUCAUUUGAGGAAUUUAAGAUAGAACAUGAUCUGAAUGAAUAAGAUUUUUUUUAAAAUAAAUAAUUGUAACUACUCGAUCAAGAUUAUACUCUGACAUCUUGCUAAAUAAUACUGUUUUAUUUUAUAGAUAUAUAUUGUACGAAUAAGAGAGUGUUUCAUUGCAACAAAAUAUAAAGUAAUUUAGUUUAUUUUUCAAAGGUAAUUGAAUGACAAAUGUUUAUUUUCUCUUUUUUCAUAUAUAUUUUCGUUUAAUCGAUUAAAACAUAAUUGUUUAUGUGUAUGUUUUUUUAUUUUUUCAUCAAAAUGUAACUUAUCAUUGAAUUUUAGUAAAAAUGAGUAGAAAAUUUAUUUCAUAAGGUUUAAUCAGAUAUUUUUUAUUUAAAUAAAUGUGAUAUAUGUCACUCUCUUUUUUCUUAUUUAUAUUUUGUUUAUUUAAAAAAAUUAUUAUCUAUGUGUGUUUGGUUAAGUUUAUCAACAUGUAACUUAUUGUUAAAGAUAAAAAAGAAUAAAUGAAAAAGAAUAAUUGGAUAAAAGAAAUGGAAAUAUUAAAGAAGAAAGAGGCAGCUCCAUAAAUACAUUAAUAACUAUUUUUUUGUUUGUAAAAAAGUUGCCAACUUGGCAAAUUGUGGAUCCUCCAAGUGCUUAUGUGGCAAGAAAUCUUUUUUGAAUUGCCAUAAUAUAUAGUAUAGAUAGAUAGAUAGAUAGAUAGAUAGAUAUAGAUAGAUAGAUAGAUGUGACAAAUUAUUGAAAAAAAUAUAUUUAUUUAUAUAUAUUCUGAAAAGAGGCUACCUUAUGAUCAAAUGAUAGAGAACCUACUCAGGCAGAUCAUCAUGAAUGAUAUAGAUAAUAGCAAAAAUUCUGUAAUUAACCACAAAUUCCAUAGCGGGGUAUAAUAAAAUCCUUAUCUAUAAAAAAUAAUAAGUAUAAGAAGAAAAUAACUAUUAGCUAGUAAAGGCUGUGACCCUCUUGCUCAAAUUUUCGCAUUUUUUUUAACCUGGGUACAGUCGGGUCGCGCUUCUGACAAAUUUUACUAUCAGUAAAAACCUACUUUCGUAUGACCACAGAAUUGCUGGACAACUAGCAUGCAAACUUAAUCACUCUUUCCUUUUAUUGGUAGCUCGAGAUCAGGAAUUGACUAUUUCACAUGUCUCAGUGAAGCUAACUUUCUUGCAACUGUUUAGUGCAUGAAAGGCGUACCAUGUUUUCUGACACUCAUUAUAUUAUCCUUAUAGACCUGAAUGUUCAACAUUGAUCUUUGUAUCAUCGUGUGGUAGGAUCCCUCCUUGAUUUGAGUAGACACUACAUAAAAAAGCUCCUAUGCCAAGGGUUUUGUAGCAAGGGUUUCAAACCCCUUACUACUUUUUACAGAAUUUAUUGUACCAACGUUUUGGUUCAAGGGUUAAAAUACCCUUGCUAUAGACAACCAAAUUUCAUCCGCUCCUCCGUUUCUCCAGCUGAAAUAUUUGUUUAACAAUUCAAAAUAUAAAAAAACGACACCCAAAGUUAUCCAAAGAAAAAAAAACCCUGGUUCUGAUCUCCCUCCUCACUUAUCCCGACUGAAGGGCGAUUCCGAUCUCCCUUGCUUACUCCGGCCAUCGGAUCUCCAAUCUUCCUCGCUCACUCCUGCCGGCGAUUCUCCAAUCCUCCUCGCUCACUCCGGAUGGCGAUUCUCCAACCUUCCUCGCUCGAUUAGGUUGACAGGCGAUUGUCCGAUAUCGCUCGAUUAGGUUGACAGGCUAAAGGUAAUAUUCUCCCUUGUCUCCCUCCCUGGCUCGCUCUCUGCUUUCCUCGCUUUGUUGUCCCUCCCUCGCGCCAGCGAGCUCAUUCUAGUUAGGUUAUAGAUCAAAUUUCUUAGUGUUUGUGGCUCUUAGCUUCGCUAUAUGUUCAUGGCCCUCAUCUUCCCUAUAAACUGCUCCGCACUCUCAUCCACUUGCAGAUCAUCAUCACCACCAACAUUUCCCUCUCCCGACUAUGCCGAUGAUGACAAAAACUGGUGGCAGGAGCAGCGCCAGCCGCCAGCAGAGAGGACGGUCGGGAGGGUGAAUGUGGUGUUUGGCUCCUCCUGCCAGGAGCUGAGGCAUGGGUACCGUUGAAAGCGGAGGAGGUAGAGUUUCUUCUUGACGGUGGAGACGAGUCGUUUAAUCAACGACUUCUUUUUGGGAAAUGAUGAUGUGCUCUUCAAUACUUCUGGCCUCAACCAAGACAUGGUAAUAAUUACUGUGUUAAUAAGCUCUAGAGAAGAAUAGGAAUUGCCCUCUUCUUGUGCUGCUUUAGCUGCCAUGCAUACUCUGGUUUUAUUGGAGGGGUGAUGAGAUUCUUUACUCUUUAGCAUGAUUUUUGGGGUUCAAAUGAUUUGUUAUGCGGCAUAUUCACUUAAUUUCUGGGUUUGAUUGGAUGAGAUGGGAUACGUUGCCCAGAUUACUGCAGUAAAAAUGUCAAAGUAGUGGAACCUACCCCAAUGGUAAUCGUUAUUAGUUUCUACAAAUUCCAAUGCACUUGUGUUUAUGUUCUUAUCUCACUCUACUGUGUGUUUGAUGAAUUGAAGAUAUGACCAUUCAUAUGGUCUCAUGGAUUCAAUAGGUUGGGGGAAGGUGAAGAGGAUAUUGACCCCAUGCUAUUGGCUUUGCUUUGCUAGUACAUGUUCUCUCACAUAUUUUGUAUAUUAUCUCCUUUUCUGAACAUAUUUAUCUUCUCUUGUAGCAAUAAUUUGAGAAUAGAAUCAGGUAUCUUGAAGUACAAAAGACUGAAGGGAAAAAUCCUUAUCCUCACAAGACACGAGGAUGGACGAGGGUGCAAGAUGUAUGGAACAUGGAUGCAAGUGAAAUGAUCGAAUUGGAGAUUGAUGAAUUUGGAGUUUCGUGUGGUAGCGAGUCAUCUCUGUUUGCAUCCUUUCUUGAGACGAUUCAAAGAAAACAACACCUCGACUCCACUAUCGAUAGAGCAUUCGAAAAGAAGAGAGUUCAAACCAUUUCACCAACAUAUAAUGAAAAUCACCAAGGUAAAGAGCAAUGUGUUUAAUUUUUACGGUUUUUGUUGCAUUCUAAAGUUUACAUGUGAGCUGAAGUCCAAUGUGUUUAUUUUUUCAACCAUGUCUGUUACUGUUAGUUUUUUGUAAGAGAAAAUGCCCUUGCUGGUGAGGAUGAAUGUGAUGUUGAAGCCCUUUUGAUGUCUCAACUAAUAUUUUUUUUUUACUACUUGAGAGAUCCAUGUCUGUUUGCAGCUAUCAUGUCUAGCUCUCUCUCUGUUUUCCUUCCCGGCCUUAGAGAUUCUGUAGCCAAGUUAACGUAAACGAACAAAUCCAGAUGCAUGCAACAAUAUUUUUAUCAAACCAUUUUAAAAGUUACUUGUUUCAUUCUAAAUCAGAUUGUAUCCCUCAUCCCUGGUAUGCAAGGCCCCAACUAACCGGCUUUGCAGAGUUCUCUACUCUCAAGAUUGAUGCUCAGGUGAGCUCUUUCUCCUUCUUAAUUUCAUUGCCGCAUAAGAACCUAGGACUGUCUAUGUGUCAGUUAGUUGUAAGUUGUGGUUGGAAAUUUCUCACCCUUUCUUGCGUUUGCUCUUCAGGUUGCAGCAUGUAGUUGUCGAUGAUGCCUGUUGUGUAGGAGAAUGCAUCGAAUAGUUUGUCAUUCAACCUGUCAAGAUAGCUACUCUUUUCAGGAAUUGUAAUGUAUUUUGUUGUUCCAUUUCUUAUAUGAAGGAUUUUGGAUCAUGAACUUCCCAUGUAGCUUUGAAUAAGGUUCUUUUGAGUACUUGGAAAAUCACGAAUGUACUAUUGUUACUUCGGUUAUGUUUGAAUGUUUAUAGUGAUUAGUAUUUAGCCAUGUAAACUCCAUUUUGGAUGAUGCUUCUUAUCAUGUUAUGAUUCAGGUUAUGAAAGGUAUUGUAUUAUGUUAUGAAUUUUACUAACAAACGUUUUAGCGAUGUAAACAUAGAUCAUAAUAGCGAUGUAAACUAGAAUUAGAUGAUUUCACGAAUCGGUAAUAGGUCAAGGAAACCUACCUCGAUCCAUGACGAGAGCGACGACGGCGACUUGAGUAGUAAUCACCGGAAUUGAGUUUCUCCCUCUUGACCCCUUUAGGUUUUAGGUUUUAGAGAUUUCUGUGACGGCUAAGAAAUUCUACGUAAUGGGUUUAGAGAGGACCAAUCCUAGGGUUUCUUUAUAUAGACCCAACAUCAGGGUAUAUUAGGAAUUUACCUUUCAUUAACCUAACCAAUAUAGGACUUACCUUAUAUAUUAAACCAUUUAAGUGAUAAUUACACUUGGGCCACAAUUAUUCCCUAGUGACCUACAAGAAUUGGGCUUACAUUCUCCCACUUGGCCCAUGUGUCAUUAUAUAUCACAAGAUCUAAUAAUAAACAUAAGUGUGCACAUCAUAAGAUAAAUCCAUUAUAAUAUUUGGUUCACCAUAAAGUCACAAUCAAGUAUGAAAGCUACAUUAGGAUCAUGGUGGUUGUAUAUCAAUUUAUCAACAUAGUCCCUCCCAUGUACCACAAAACCAGUCUCAUGCUCAAUAUGACACAUAACAAGGUAUUCAUAAUGGUCCAACAAUAAUGUCUUCCCUAAAGACAAAAAUCUUGUUCUGUUCACAUAAUGCAUAAUGUAUAUAUACUGAUCAUAAUAAAUAAAACAAGAUUCAUAAGUUUAUUCCAGAAACAAAAAUAAAUGAGCUCAAAGUGUCAAUCCAUGAAACAUAAAAUAACUUUAGUCAUGACGUCCUAUAAUUCCCAUCCUUUUGACAUGUUCAGUAAAUGUCUUAGGAGGCAAUCCUUUUGUUAAUGGAUCAGCAAUCAUAAGCUGUGUGCUAAUAUGCUCGAUCGACACCCUUUGUUUCUGAACUUCUUCCUUAACGACAAAGUAUUUCACCUCCAUAUGCUUAGAACCCUUCGAAUACUUGUCAUUCUUAGAGAAGAAUACCGCUGCAGAAUUAUCACAGUAAAUUUUCAGCAGCUUGGCGAUAGUGUCGACAAUUCCAAGUCCAGAAAUAAAAUUCCACAGCCAUAAACCAUGAUUCGUAGAUUCAUAACAAGCUAUGAAUUCAACUUCCAUAGUGGAUGUGGCAAUAACAGACUGCUUCGCACUCUUCCAUGAAAUUGCCCCUCCGGCUAGAAGGAACAAAUAGCCAAAAGUAGACUUCCUGGUGUCUACACAUCAAGCAUAAUCUGAAUCUGAAUAUCCAAUCGCCUCAAGGUUAUCAGAUCUCCUAAAGGUGAACAUGUGGUAUUUUGUUCCUUGCAGAUACCUUAGUACCUUCUUUGUAGCUUUCCAAUGAUCUACUCCUGGAUUACCUUGAUACCUGCCCAGCAUUCCGACAGCAAAACUGAUGUCUGGUUUGGUACAAGUUUGUGCAUAAUUAAAAGGGUAAAUACAAUUUAAUACCCAUACCUUUCAUUUUAAACAAUAUAAUAGCCAAACCUUUUCGAAAACAAUCUAAUAUUCAAAUUGUCAACUUUCCGUCCGUUUCACCGUUGGUUGACACUUCAAAAAAGCUUUGUUUAGGGGAAAUUGUCACAAUACAACUUUAUUUUCUUGUUUUGGCAUUGCAGAUGACUGAAUAUUUAGAUAUUCUAUACCAUCAUAGUGGAGUCAUGGACUUCUCGGGUUUGAAACCACGAUAUGUUGGUGGUUUUUCAGAGAAGAUAUUGAUGGAUAUUGAUGAAGCGUCAUACUUCGAACUUUUUUGAAGUGUCAACUAACGGUCAAACGAACGAAAAGUUGACGAUUUGGAUAUUAUAUUGUUUUCGAAAAGGUUUGGCUAUUAUAUUGUUUAAAAUAAAAAGUUUGGAUAUUAAAUUGUAUUUACCCUAAUUAAAACUCCCAACAAUAGAUUCAUAAGGGAUGUGUUCCAUUUGCUUGCGUUCCAAUUCAUUCUUUGGACAUUGUUUGAGACGAAAUUUAUCUCCCUUCUGAAUUGGAACGACAUUUGCAGAGCAUUCAACCAUGUUGUAUCUCUCUAGGAUCCGGUUAAUGUAUGAUUUCUGAGACAAUCCCAACUCGGGAUGGCAAUGGGUAGGGUCGGGUGCGGGUUUACCCUAUACCAACUCCUAACCCGCCGGGUAGAGCCUCCUAAAAUACCCGGCCAAAUAACCACCGGGUAUGAAAAUGAUGUAACCAUACCCUACCCACCGGGUAACCAUGGGUACGAAUCCUAAAAUAUGAACUUAUACACAUAUAUGCACAUACAUACUGUUGUCUAGGGUGGCUAUUUGGACCGGGACCGGAUUAAAAACCGGAAACCGGACCAAGACCGGACCGGGACCGGAUAGUAAACAAUCCAAUCCAAUCUUUGGGCUUAGAUUUGAGGUAAAAAACCGGAUAAAGACCGGAUAAGAGAGCUCAACACCCAAAACUUAAGGGUAAUUUGCAUAAACGGUCACAAACCUUUGCACUUAGUACAAAACUUAACCAACUCCUCACCCUUUAAGGCCUUAGGCCACUCAAAUCCCACAAUAUCAAUGUAAAAUCAAGACCGAAUUGGGACCGGACCGGAUCAAAACCGGACCGGAUCAAGACCGGACUGUAUCCAAUCCAAUCUUUGGUCCUUAUAUUUUCAAAAAGACCGGACUGGACCGGAUCAAUUUGGGCCAAUUUAACCGGACCGGACCGUAUAGCCACCCCUACUGUUGUCCAUUAAAAAUUCUCCAUACUUUAGCUAUUCUAGCUUCAAUAAUCCAGACAAAUAAAAACAGCAAACACAU
Messenger RNA from Linum trigynum, 10291 nucleotides. The record is from the annotation of a GenBank genome assembly. NCBI's taxonomy places the organism in Eukaryota, Viridiplantae, Streptophyta, Magnoliopsida, Malpighiales, Linaceae.